AUUUGAUUCAUAAAAAUUUUUGCUCAUUCAUUUAUUUAUCAUCAUUAAUAAUAAGUGGCAAAAAACAAACUCCUCACUUCCAUUAAACGACAACCAAUCAUCAUAUUGUCACAUCAGAUUUUAAUGUUUUUGGAUAAUCUUACGCACCGUGUCAAUAAUCUAUAUAUUUUGUUCAUUAAAUCGAUUGUUAUUGUUUUUUUUAUAUAUCGUCUGUCUUAUUCUGUUUUCGAACGAUUUAUUAUUGCAAAACAAAUAUAUAAACGAAAACCUGUGUAUUUUCAAGACCAAUCAAUCAAUCAAUCAUUAUGGGUUGUUCAAAUUCUAAAUCAAGCGUCCAAUUGACCGAUGAAGAUGUACAAUUUUUGAUGAAGAAUACAAAUUAUUCGGAAAAAGAAAUACGUGAUUGGUAUAAAGGCUUUCAAGUGGAUUGUCCGGAAGGAAAACUUUCACGUGAUAAAUUCAUUGAAAUCUAUAAAGUAUUCUUUAAAGGUGGUAAUCCAGAAAAAUUCUGUCAACAUGUUUAUCGUACAUUCGAUGAAGAUGGUAAUGGUUGGAUUGAUUUUAAAGAAUUUUUACUUGCUAUCGGUAUCACCACAAGUACUAAUCCACGUGAAAAACUUAAAUGGGCAUUCAAAAUGUAUGAUAUUAACAAUGAUGGUCUUAUAGAAUUGGAUGAAAUGACUAAAAUUAUUAAGGCGUUACAUGAAAUGUUGGGCGAAGAAGCGGCUAGCUCAUUCGAAGGUGAAGAAGCAGCCGAACGUAUAAAGGAUAUAUUUGAAAAAAUGGAUGCCAAUAAUGAUGGAAAAAUAUCGUUGGAAGAAUUUCUUGAAGUUUGUAACAUUGAUGAUGGUCUUGCCAAAUUAUUGUCACUUUCGGGUGAUGCUUAAUUCAACUAUCGAGAAGAAUUGUAAAUUUUUCUUUCAUCUAUUUUAUAUCUGCCCUUAAUCUCUAUAUAUUGAUGACCAAAAA
Dermatophagoides farinae (American house dust mite) is the source of this 969-nucleotide messenger RNA. Its product is annotated as hippocalcin-like protein 4. Gene Ontology annotation, molecular function: calcium ion binding. Lineage: Eukaryota; Metazoa; Arthropoda; Arachnida; Sarcoptiformes; Pyroglyphidae. The record is from RefSeq and is a predicted model, not a curated record.